Molecule: messenger RNA, 2716 nt
Organism: Halteromyces radiatus
Lineage: Eukaryota; Fungi; Mucoromycota; Mucoromycetes; Mucorales; Cunninghamellaceae
Product: G subunit of NADH dehydrogenase
Exons: 6
Coding region: 90-2279 (729 amino acids)
Biological process (GO): ATP synthesis coupled electron transport
Cellular component (GO): membrane
Molecular function (GO): iron-sulfur cluster binding; NADH dehydrogenase (ubiquinone) activity
Source: RefSeq, a predicted model, not a curated record
UUCCCUUUGACUUCAACUUGACUCCCCACUCCACCUUUUUUUUUUUUUUGUUAUUAUUAUUAUAUUCUCAUUCAUUUUAAUUUAUCAUUAUGUUGCGCGUCAUUAACAAGGCUAGCGUGGCGCGUAGAACCCCUGCUAUGAUUCAAAAUGGAGUACGUGCCUUUUCUGCCACUGUCACCAAGAAGGACGAAGUAGAAGUAUUUAUCGAUGGCAAAUCUGUCAUGAUUGAACAAGGUGCUGCUUUGAUUCAAGCUUGUGAAAAAGCUGGUGCUGAUAUUCCUCGCUUCUGUUAUCAUGAACGUCUAUCUGUUGCUGGUAACUGUCGUAUGUGUCUUGUGGAAGUUGAACGAGCUCCUAAACCUGUUGCUUCUUGUGCAUAUCCUGUGAUGCCUGGUAUGAAGGUGAAGACCAACUCUCCUAUGGUACAUAAGGCUCGUGAAGGUGUGAUGGAAUUCUUGUUGUAUAACCAUCCUUUGGACUGUCCUAUUUGUGACCAAGGUGGUGAAUGUGAUUUACAAGAUCAAUCUAUGCGUUAUGGUAGUGAUCGUGGACGAUAUCAUGAACCUCGUGGCAAACGUGCUGUGGAAGAUAAGAACUUUGGUCCUCUCAUCAAUACCGAAAUGACUCGUUGUAUCCAAUGUACUCGUUGUGUCCGUUUUGCUAACGAAGUUGCUGGUGCUCCUGAACUUGGUACAAGUGGCCGUGGCAAUGAUAUGCAAAUCUCUACUUACAUUGAAAAAACCAUUGACUCUGAAAUGUCCGGUAAUGUCAUUGAUUUGUGUCCUGUGGGUGCCUUGACCUCCAAACCUUACCGUAUGACAGCUCGUCCUUGGGAAUUGAAGAAAUAUGAGACUAUUGAUGUCUCUGAUGCUGUGGGUAGCAACAUUCGUCUCGAUACUCGUGGUGUUGAAGUGAUGCGUAUUCUUCCUCGUUUAAAUGAUGAAAUUAAUGAAGAAUGGAUUUCCGAUAAGACUCGAUUCUUUUACGAUGGUUUGAAAGUUCAACGUUUGACAACUCCUUUGGUUCGUACUGGUGAUCGAUUUGUUACAUCUACUUGGGAAAAUGCUAUAGAAUUGGUUGGUGAACGUCUUGCUUCUGUUCAAGGAAAUGAAGCUAAGGCUAUUGCUGGUCAUCUUGCUGAUGCUGAAUCUAUGGUUGCUUUGAAGGAUUUGUUCAAUCGUAUUGGUUCUGAAAACUUGACCAUCGAUGCUCCUAAUGCUGCCAAGGGUCCUCUUGCUCUCAACAAUGACUUCCGUUCCAACUAUACUCUAAACUCUACUUUGGCUGGUUCUGAAGAUGCCGAUGUUGUUCUCUUGGUGGGUACCAAUCCUCGUCAUGAAGCUCCUAUUCUUAACACUCGUUUACGAAAAGCCUAUCUCCACAAUGGUCAAGACUUUGGUUUGAUUGGUGAAGCCAGUGACUUGACUUAUGACUAUGAACAUAUUGGUGCCGAUGCUUCUGCUAUUGAAGCUUUGUUGAAUGGUUCUCAUCCUUUCUCCAAGAGACUUGCUGAAGCUAAGAAGCCUUUGAUCAUCGUUGGUUCUGGUGUGGUUGAAAAUGCUGAAGAUAGUGAAUAUGUGGUUUCCAAGAUUGCUGAAUUGGCCGAUAAGCACAAGAAGACUUUGUUCCAAGAUAACUGGAAUGGUUUCAAUGUAUUACAGCGUGCUGCUUCUCGAACUGCUGCUUAUGAAGUUGGCUUUGUUCCUACCUCCAAGGAAGCUGCAUCCACUCCCUCCAAAUUUGUGUAUCUUUUGAACGCUGAUGAAAUCUCUUCAAGUGAUAUUCCUAAGGAUGCUUUUGUAGUUUAUCAAGGUCAUCAUGGUGAUGUGGGUGCUCAAUUCGCAGAUGUUAUUCUUCCUGGAUCUGCCUUUACGGAAAAGAAUGCCACUUAUGUCAACACUGAAGGUCGUACGCAAAUCACUCGUGCUGGUGUUAACCCUCCUGCUGCUGCCCGUGAAGAUUGGAAGAUUAUCCGUGCGUUGUCAGAAGUGGCUGGCCAUACCUUACCUUACGACGAUCUGCCCUCCAUUCGUUCCCGUUUGUCCGAAAUCAGUCCUGCGUUGACUCGAUACGAUGUAGUAGAACCUAGUACCAAUGCUGCUUUGGGUGUACAAUCUCUUCGCAAGACCAAUUUGUCAUCAAGUGGAGCAGUUUUGAACAAUGUGAUCAAGAAUUUCUAUAGAACCGACCCUAUCUCUCGUGCUUCCAAGACCAUGGCCAAAUGUACAAAGGAAUGGGUACAAGGAAAGGAAACUGAACCUCUCGAAGCAACUGCUUAGGUAGAUUUAUGUCGUUGUUUUCUUUUUUUAGUGGUAGUAGCAGUAGUUUUAUAUAUUUUUUUUUUGUUUAGUUAGUUGAUUUUAUCUGUCUUUAUUAUCCCUCAUUUGUUAUUUUAUAUACAUUAUGUCCUUUAUCUCUUUUUUUAUUUAUUUAUUUAUUUAUAUGGUGUGCCUUUUUGUUGGAGGGGUGGAAAUGGAAAACAUGGAUUCCUUAUUAUAUGAACGUCAUCAUCAUCAUUGUCAUCAUUAUUAUUUACAAACAGUCUACGGAUAUCACUUUUAUUUAGAAAGAUAUUCAUUCCCUUGUCUCUCCCUUCCCCCUUUUAUAUAUAUAUAUAUGCACACACAUACAAUUAUUUAGUUGAUAGAACAGAAAAAAAAAAAAAUAAAAAGACUUCCUUCUCUUACCCCAAAACAUUUCAAUAAAUAAAAAAAAA